AUGGAUGCGCGCACAGAGCGUGCCGCUGCGCUGCGAGAAAAGACGCAGGCGCAGCAUGCGGCAUUCCGGCGCGCGAUAAAGAAAUCAAGUGACGACAAGGGUAAUUUUUAUUGUGGGCCGUUAGCAAAACAGGUACGCAUUGCGCGUGCGAAUGUCCGCGCCGCGUACAUGACACUUUUGUUCGCUUGCCCCUACGAUGCAGAAGCAAAGCAUAUUGACAAGCGGCUGUGGACAGACACGACGUACAAGAUAAUUGUUGCGCUCCGUGCAAGUUUUUUGCGCUCGGAUAAACGCACAGACUCUACGAACACUGCUAUAAGCGCCACAAGUGGGAAAAAGAACGAGCGCAGCCAGGGCGAGUACCGCAGAUUUUUGCGCGAAGAACGUACUUUUUGGGAGUCAUUUGCAGUGAAAAUUGUGCACAUAUUUAGCUUGGAUGAGGCGUAUGGCGCUCUCCAGAAAUUGGGCCUUCUUGGCACAGAUGCAGCGCGCGAGGCGCAACUGGCCGAGGCGUGCGAUGCUGGCGUCGACGCGAUGUACGAGCCAAUUGCACGGAAGCGCGAUGCAGAGAAUUGGGAACACCGCCAGCAUUUGUUUACGGUUUUGCAACGAGUGCUUACGUACUGCGGCGACUUGUACAGGUACACAGAGAUGGUCUCGCAUACGGGGAAGCGCGGCUAUCAUCAAAAAACAAAGCCCAUCAUGCACGACGCGAUUCGAUUUUACCACGAGGCGCACUUGCUGCUUCCAGAUCACGGACACCCGUCCAAUCAGCUUGCAAUCGUUGCCACAUCGCUCGGCGACGCAUUCGGCGCCGUAUACCAAUCAUACUGUGCGACCUGCGUGCCGCACCCAUCCUCCAAUGCACAACAUAAUUUAUCUUUGACGCUCACUGCUUACGCCGCGUCGUGGGAACAUUGUCCCAUGCGGCACGAAGUGCAGGAUGCCUGGCGUCAAGCGUCGCUAGUGCAUACCGCUGCGGAGCGACUGUGUAUGCCAGUACUAGGAGAGAAAUUGGAGCGUCCUGCUGCAUGGUUCGAAAGUCUAUUGCAUUUUCAUGCGCUGACUGCACGGCAUACUCACCUUGAUGAGGCUGCUGUGCUGGGCGAAGUGCUGCUUCGUAACGUGCUGUCCUUGCGCGGGAAGAAUUCGCUGCGCGCCGUAGAUUAUUUGCGUGUGUUUGUCGCUGCUGUCGCUGCCCUGGUGCGUAUUCGAAGCACUGGCACUUUGACAGCGCAAGCAGAUGGCAUGGCACAGCAUGGAUCGGAGCUGGUGCUUGUAUCGCACAUCCUUGGCCUACUCACUGCACUGCUUGCCGUCGCGCGCGAGGAGAUUGGGGAGAGCAAGCCCGGGUGCAAGCCAGGCACAGGGCCAACGUUACAGCGUACGCUUCCUACCCUUCGCCUAGGCGCCAAGUGGGUGUACAAGCACGCAGACUACUUGCAAGCUCUUGCACACCGCGCCGCGACGAUGGCGAAUGCUACUGGAGUAGAACAUAACGUGCUUCGGAUGGCGUGCAUUGCCGAACUAUACCAGAGCAAGACUAUCACGUUUUAUGCAUCCUAUGCAGACUACUUAAAUCAGCUUAAGAGGACGUUUGUCGGACUUCCGGUGCUGCCUCACGAAAAGCAGGCAGGCAAGGCAUUGGUCGCGGAAGACGCAGAGUUGAUGGCUUUGCUUCCGUUUGCGGGCGUCUUGUUUCACCCAGCGCCGCAUUCUUUGGCGCUUGCGACGGAACCGCCCCUUUUUCACAAGCACUGUUGCGAUAUGGCACGCAUCGCCGAUGCAUUGCAAGAUGCACUCUCCCUUGCGAGUGUACCGUCGAGUGGCGUGACGUUUGAUACAGAGCAGCAACUAUUUGUAUCGGUGGCACAAUCCGUACAGCUAGAGGUACAUGAAGAUCCUGUAUCGCUUGCAUUGCGCGUCAUGGACCGCGAGCGCGACGCGUACGAUUCAUCCGACUUGCUGCGCACGCUGCCGAGAGCUGAGCAUGUUCCACCGACCGCAUCACCUUGGCACGGGGUUUUAGAGAGUGCGCCAGAAUCGCUGUGCAGCACGCCGCUUGCAAAAUCGUCGAUUUGGGCGACGCAUACGACCUCGCCCUUCGGCUGGAAUGCACUGUAA
Molecule: messenger RNA, 2124 nt
Organism: Malassezia vespertilionis
Lineage: Eukaryota; Fungi; Basidiomycota; Malasseziomycetes; Malasseziales; Malasseziaceae
Exons: 1
Coding region: 1-2124 (707 amino acids)
Biological process (GO): nuclear-transcribed mRNA catabolic process, nonsense-mediated decay
Cellular component (GO): telomerase holoenzyme complex
Molecular function (GO): telomeric repeat DNA binding; protein binding; telomerase RNA binding
Source: RefSeq, a predicted model, not a curated record